Molecule: messenger RNA, 1887 nt
Organism: Zingiber officinale
Lineage: Eukaryota; Viridiplantae; Streptophyta; Magnoliopsida; Zingiberales; Zingiberaceae
Exons: 6
Coding region: 1-1887 (628 amino acids)
Molecular function (GO): protein dimerization activity
Source: RefSeq, a predicted model, not a curated record
AUGGGUUCAUUUUUGAAAAGUGUGAAGAAUAGUUGGUCCUUAUUUUUUCGUUCAGGGAAGUCUCCAUCAAUAGACACAGAACCUUGUGAUUUGCGAUUUGCCCUUUGUUUUUUUUCUCCGCCGAGCGCCGACCAAAGCGGCAAAGUUGAAACUGAAAGCCCUGCGCCCAAAGCUUUUUUUCUCUCUGCCGAGUGCCGAUCAAAGGAGGAACCUUUCCAGAUCCAUCUUCUUGCGCCUUUUUCUCUCUGCCGAGUGCCGACAAAAGAGGAACCCUUUCUGAUCAAUCUUCUUACUUGCGCCAAAGUCCAAACGCCUUCAGCCUUCAUUCAGAAAAUGUUGAAAUAUUUUGCAAAGAGGCCUAGGAGUUCAAUUGAAUCGUCUAGUGUUCCGGAUGAAGAAUCUACUCCUGCACCACAACUACCACCACCUCCUCCUUCUCCGCAAAUUUUAUUUGAAAAUAUUGAAAAUCUGAGUAGUGAAGUAGAAAUUGUUGCUGAUCGUGGUUUACGAAAAUUGAUUGAAGAGUAUGAUGUUGGUGCUAGAGAUCGAUUGCCUUUUCAGGGGCAUGAUGAGUCUUCGACAUCAUCCAAUAGAGGAAAUUUUUUAGAAUUGCUCAAAUAUUAUAGCUCAGAGUGUCCAGAAGUUGCGGCAGUUGUUGGAAUGAAUGCACCUGGAAAUAAUCAAAUGAUUGCCCCAAAAAUUCAGAAGCAAUUGGUGAAUGCUUGUGCAGUUAAGACCACAAAUGCUAUUCUAGCUGAUCUUGGAGAUAGGUGGUUCACUUUACUACUUGAUGAGGCUCGUGACUGUUCAGUGAAAGAGCAAAUGACAGUUGUUAUUAGAUAUGUGAACAAAUAUGGAGAGGUGAUUGAACGAUUUAUGACUGUAGUUCAUGUUGCAACAACUACAGCUGCUUGUUUGAAGGAGGCAAUCGACUCUUUAUUUGCUAAGUAUGGUUUGUCAGUGGCGAGAUUGAGGGGUCAAGGAUAUGAUGAGGUUCUUCAAAAUUUGAUUGAUGAUGGUGAUCGUUCUUCUAAGGGUUUAAGUAGAACUUUGGUUGAAAGAAUGGAGAGGUAUGAAUUUGUGUUUAUUCUACUAUUGAUGAAACGUAUAUUGGCAAUCACAAAUCAUUUGUCAACCGUUCUACAAGAGAAAGAUCAAAAUAUUGUGAAUGCGAUGCGUUUGAUCAAUAAUGUGAAAUGCAAAUUGCAAAAGUUGAGAGAUUCUGGAUGGGAUAUUUUACUUGAGGAUGUGAAGAAGUUUUGUAACACUCAUUCCAUUGAAAUAAUUAAUAUGACAGAUAACAUCAACAGCCGUAGUCGUUUGAAGAGAGAUGGAAAAAAUGUUAUCGAUAUUAUUCUACAGGAGAUGGAUAGCCGUUUCUCUGAAACAACUACAGAUUUGUUGAUUAAUAUGUCAUGCCUUGAUCCUAUGAACUCGUUCUCUAGAUUUGAUGCACAGAAGUUAGUGCGUCUGACUCAUUUUUAUGAGGAUGAUUUUUCUUGGAAUGAGCGUAUGUUGGUUGAACAAGAGCUUGAAACAUAUAUUGAUGACGUCAGAUCAGAUGAACGGUUUGAAGGCAUUUCAGAUUUGAGAGCUCUUGCAAAGAAAAUGAUUGAAACAAUGAAGAACCGUGUGUUUCCUUUGGUUUAUCGGAUGAUUGAGCUAGCCUUACUUCUUCCAGUUGCUACUGCAACCGUUGAAAGAGUGUUUUCGGCAAUGAAUAUUGUCAAAACAGAUUUGCGAAACAGGAUUGGAGAUGAAUGGAUGAAUGAUAGUUUAGUAGUCUAUAUCGAGAAAGAUGUUUUUAAUACUGUCGACAAUGAGCUAAUUUUACAGCGUUUUCAGAACAUGGAAUCUCGAAGAAUGCAAUUGUCACGUAUUCGUUAG